GAGGGGGAGGAGGAGGAGGCAGUGGUGGAAACGGUGCCGGUGAAGGCAAGGGUGGCUGUUGUGUUAGUGGUAGCGGCGAAAGUGUUUACGGUGGUGGUAGUGGUAGUAGUGUUGGUGGUGCUGCUGCUGUCGCUGUCGCUGUCGCUGUCGCUGUCGCUGUCGCUGUCGCUGUCGGCUGUGGUAGCGACGACGGCCGCGGUUGCGAACGAGGUGGAGGACGAGGUUAAGGAGGAGGCGCAGAGGAGGAGGAGGAGGAAGUGUUGCACGAGAUCUCAUCUUUGUGCGGGCGACGGGGCCGCUCCCUGCCGGCCGCGCUGUUCAGCAGGUGAGAGAAGAAGAGCGUGGGGGUGGCGUUUGUGAAGGCAACGUGUAGCAAGAUGGGCUGCGCCAUGUCCGCGGAAGAGCGGGCCGCUCUGGCUCGCAGCAAGCAGAUUGAGAAGAAUCUCAAGGAGGAUGGUAUCCAGGCGGCCAAGGAUAUCAAGCUCCUGCUGCUUGGAGCGGGCGAGUCCGGCAAGAGUACGAUCGUGAAACAAAUGAAAAUUAUCCACGAGAGCGGUUUCACGCCGGAAGACUUCAAGCAGUACAGACCGGUUGUGUACAGCAACACGAUACAAUCUCUAGUCGCUAUUCUCAGAGCGAUGCCUAAUCUGGGAAUUAGUUUUUCAACCAACGAGCGAGAGACGGACGCGAAGAUGGUGUUCGACGUGAUACAAAGAAUGGAAGACACGGAGCCCUUUAGCGAAGAAUUACUGGCCGCCAUGAAGAGGCUGUGGUCCGACAACGGGGUGCAGGAGUGCUUCGGCAGGAGCAACGAGUAUCAAUUGAACGACUCCGCGAAAUACUUCUUGGACGAUUUGGACCGAUUAGGGGCCAGGGAAUAUCAGCCAACGGAGCAGGACAUUCUCAGGACCCGAGUGAAAACGACGGGAAUCGUGGAGGUGCACUUCUCCUUCAAAAACCUCAACUUCAAAUUAUUCGACGUGGGCGGUCAGAGAAGCGAGCGUAAAAAAUGGAUACACUGCUUCGAGGACGUGACCGCAAUCAUAUUCUGCGUGGCGAUGUCCGAGUACGAUCAGGUGUUGCACGAGGACGAGACGACGAACCGAAUGCAGGAGAGCUUGAAGCUGUUCGACUCGAUUUGCAACAACAAGUGGUUCACCGACACCUCCAUUAUCCUCUUCCUGAAUAAGAAGGAUCUCUUCGAGGAGAAAAUUCGCAAAUCUCCUCUCACCAUCUGUUUCCCCGAGUACGCCGGUGCGCAGGAGUACGGCGAAGCGGCUGCAUACAUCCAGGCGCAGUUCGAAGCGAAGAACAAGUCGACCACGAAGGAGAUCUACUGCCACAUGACCUGUGCCACCGACACGAACAACAUUCAAUUUGUGUUCGACGCAGUCACAGAUGUCAUCAUAGCCAAUAAUCUGCGCGGCUGCGGUCUCUACUAGGCUAAUUCUGUAUUCUACAUUAAGCGCAAGAGGAGGAAAGCGUUACCACGACAUGGCUGGCCACACGACAUUCUUCAGCGGGUUCGAGGCUCGUCGCGGUUCCAUUCCAGCUCGGGAAAGAGAGAGAGAGAGAGAGAGAGAGAGAGAGAGAGAGAGAGAGAGGGAGAGAGAGAGAGAGAGAGAAAGAAAAAGAGAAGGAUGGAGAUGAAGACCCAGGGAAAGAGAGUGAUGGAGUGAGACAAAAGGAGAAACAACCCCUUUCGUUAUCGGAAAAUGUAGCGGAACGUGUUUAGUUUGUCUUGUCUUAGACCACCGAAUCCCGAAAACCGACGUUGGUCGCGCGGCGUCCUCUCGUUCGACACGCGCCUCGUCGACAAAGAGGCAGCAAGGAGAAGCGAUUUGCGAAAUAAGGAAUAAGAAGACGACGGGCCGUCGUUGUCUCCGUUCCUUGGACGGAGCGAACGUCUUCGCGGGAAAUGAGAGCGAAGCGAUCGAAUCGCCGGUUGCGCACUGCGGACGACACCAUUUUCAUCGGCGGCGACGGCGGCGACGACGAUGACAACAAUGAAAACGUGAAGAUCCCGCGCGAGGAAACGAUUCGCGGGUUCCUCGAUUAGGAGAGAACGCGACGUGGAAGAAUAAAACGUCGCCACAUUCUCGUCAGCCCGUCCGCACAAGGACCUAUUCGAGACUCGAGCAUUUUGCGAUUAUUGACUUCGUUCUCGUCUCGCGACGAGAAACACUCGAACAUUCCACGGCACCCUAGGGAGCCAUUGCGUGCGCACUACGCGCGCAAAGUCGAGAGACCUUAUCUACAAUUUUCGUCAGCGUCGCACACAGAUUAGCGCACAGACUAAGCGCACUCAGAAUUUCGUACACGCACAUCCGCUCUCAUAUAUAUAUAUAUAUAUAUAUAUUAUAUAUAUAUAUAUAUUGUCUUCUACUUUCAUUGAAGCAUACGCACACACCCGGCUACUCAUCCACUUACACAUACGUACACGCACACCUCCGCAUACGAUCGGACGCGAGAUGAUGAUGGUACCUCUCGAGAGCGUCCAGAAUUUCCCAGACUUGCAUUUUGAUAAAUAUCGAGAGCAGCUAAGAAACGCUACGCGACGAAUUUUCCAAGCGAAUUGACAUACUUUUUACAGAGUAAUGUUAGAUUUCUUUAAUUUCUUACUCUUCAUUCUUUCCUUUACCUCGUGCCUACGGCGUCAUUAACGUUAAUAACCAUCGCGCACACAAGAUAUCCUCAAGGCACAGGAACGUUUUAGCUACAAGUAUCAAACUUUACGCACAUACACACACACACACACAUACACACAUAUAAUUAUUUCACCGUGAAGAGACAAAGUGUUGGAGAGAGAGGGGAACUCAUUUCCUUCGUAAAUAAUCGCAUUGGAGUGUAACGUAAGGUGAAUGGCCCAAUUAAUGACAUGAAUGGCUCCAAUUCAUGACUAUUGCAUCCGUUCUCCUUAAUCAUCAGUUAAUACGGAUUCAUAUUCAUCAUAAAUAUGUGUUCUUACUGCGAGCUUUAUAUCGGUUGGAAAGUUUUGAAUAAAAUUGAAAGCCAUAGCAUAAAUGCUGGAACACCAUACAAUUAUGAGCGUACUGCAGGCGAUAGUUUGGACAGUUACUUGCCAACAUCUUACAAGUUGAUAAUUAAUAUCGUAUGUCUAUAUUUGAUAGAUCUGUGCGGUUGCUCUUGAAAUUUUUCAAAACUAACCUGUUGAUGGAGAGACAAACUUAAAUUGUCGUGUCAUUAAAUAUAAUACUGCAUUCAUUUCUAAGUAAAUACGAAAAUUCAAUGGAGGUUUUUUCCUAAAGCUUUUCCUAAAAAGAAAAAUAUAACUCGCAAUGAAAACUGCAAAUGUCCAGGCUUCUCAAUAAAAUUAACUUUGUGUGUGUAUACUUGGCUUAGCAGAUAUAUUAUUCAUUUAUUGAUUUAUUUUUAUGAUGAGGUUGCUUGUGGUCACUAACUGGGGCAUUUAUCCUAUACAAUGACACCUUCAUCUCAUCAGGUACGCACACCGGUACGAAUCCGGAAAACAUACAGGACGUCGACCUGAAAUCCUCGCAACUUCCUCGAGCUAUCCGUUCGUGCUUUGCAAAAUAUCGGUGGAACAUUAGGAGAGUGGAACUUAGGUCUGCGUUAAUACUCGUUACUUGAAACUUUCUUCACGCGCGGAACAAGGUAAUCUGAACUUUGGAGUUGAAUCUGUGUGUUUUCCAAUCGCUGGGCAACUCACACUCGACUCUAAACAGAAAUCCGAACGUUUCACGUGAGAUAAGUUUCAAGUAACGCUUAUUUACGCGAAAUAGCGCCAGCAUAGAGAAAGAGAGGAACUUGACUUUCGGCGCUUGACUAGCAAAGAUUUCACGUGGAUGUUCCGUAUCCACAUCAGACGAAUAGAGGGGGCGCGUGUACAGGCUGUCGUUUCCGGAGCCGAUCGAAAGAGGAUUCGCCACCGACACACAUACACACAUGCACACACAGAUGACUCCUGGGUUACAUCCUGCAACACGCGCAAGCGUCACUCGCGAGGAAGACUCGCGGGAAGGAAUGUCGAGAGUGUAUUUUUCUAAGCGCUUCGUUUUUUUCCCUUUCGUUCUCUUUUCUUACACGAGGUGUAUCGACAAUAUCGGAAGCUGUUAAGUUCGCCAUGAUGUAGGAAGGGGGUAGGACCGUGCGGGGAGGGAAAGGAUGACGGAGACAGGGGGGAAUACCACUACGAGAAGAAUGCACACUAUGGGACCUCAUAUUAGGCGCGUGUUACCAGCACGUGUAACGCGUUCCGGAACGGGCGUAAAUCUCGUUGCGCACAAUCGUACACUGUACUCUGCUAUCUCGCAUAAGUUAUAUUUUAUUACGGGACUAAAUGUGGAAAAAAAAAGA
Molecule: messenger RNA, 4338 nt
Organism: Harpegnathos saltator (Jerdon's jumping ant)
Lineage: Eukaryota; Metazoa; Arthropoda; Insecta; Hymenoptera; Formicidae
Gene: Galphao
Product: G protein alpha o subunit
Exons: 8
Coding region: 378-1442 (354 amino acids)
Biological process (GO): adenylate cyclase-modulating G protein-coupled receptor signaling pathway
Cellular component (GO): cytoplasm; heterotrimeric G-protein complex
Molecular function (GO): GTP binding; G protein-coupled receptor binding; G-protein beta/gamma-subunit complex binding
Source: RefSeq, a predicted model, not a curated record